GUUGAGAGCGCCCCCCUCAUUCUCUCUCUCCCAUAUUUUUAGUCCUCCUUUCUGACUUUCAUCUCUCUCUCUCUCUCUCUCACUUUACCUUCUCCCUUUUCCUCCUGUUUGUCUUGGCAUUUGGACUGCAUUUCUGUUACUAUUUAGUUUUUAACUUUCAAAGCUCGAGACCCAUGUGCUUUAGCUUUGUUUGGUUUUGAGAACUGAAGAGGAUGAAGAGAAGUAAAUAGAGAAACGGGAGAAUCUUUCUUUUGCCCCCCACUAGAUUAGGCGUUAUCCUUUUUCUCUCUUUUCUAGCAGAGAGAAAAAUCUUUCACUCCCAACAUCACUGAAGAAAUGACUAAAGAAGAAGACUUUAAGCUCCUCAAGAUCCAGACUUGUGUUCUCAGAGUGAACAUACACUGUGAUGGGUGCAAGCAGAAAGUGAAGAAACUCCUCCAGAGGAUUGAAGGCGUGUACCGAGUAAACAUAGAAACAGAGCAGCAAAAAGUGACGGUUUCAGGAAGUGUAGAUGCUGCUACUUUGAUCAAGAAACUUGUAAAAGCAGGCAAACAUGCUGAGCUUUGGUCUCAGAAGACCAACCAAAACCAAAAGCAGAAAACCAACUGCAUAAAAGAUGAUAAGAACAACAAAGGCCAAAAGCAAGGGUUAAUCAAGGGCCUUGAAGUCUUCAAAAAUCAGCAGAAAUUUCCUGCUUUCAGCUCUGAAGAAGAUGAUGACUUUUUUGAUGACGAGGAAGAGGAUGGUGAAGAGGAGGAGCUGCGGUUUAUCAGAGAGAGAGCUAAUCAACUGGGUCUGCUCAGGCAGCAGGCAAUUGACGCAAACAAUGCAAAGAAUGCAGGUUCCAACAAUGGAAAAAUGAACAAUGUGAAUGCAGGUAAUGGAAAUAAAGGAAACACAAAUCAGAAUAUGGUAAUGAAGGCAAGUCCAGGUGGGAUUGAUCCAAAAACCAUGGCAGCUCUAAAAAUGAACAGUGCUCAUCUGGGUGGUGGGAACAUCAAUGGUGGGGAAGGGAAAAGGGCAAAUGAUAUCAAUGCCAUGAUGGGUCUGGCUGGUUUUCAUGGAAAUAGGGUUAAUAAUGUUGCUUCUGCUGCUGCUUUAGGAGGCAAUUCCAAUGGCAUGGGAGGGUUCCAAGUCCAACAAUCCAACAAUCCCCAUCAGGGAUCUUCAGCUGGUUUCCCAACUGGUGGAUAUGCCACAGGUCAAUACCCAUCAUCCAUGCUGAUGAACAUGAAUGGGUACAACCAUCCAUCACCUAUGAUGACGAACAUGAACAAUAUGCAGGCCAGGCAUGCCAUGCAACAACAACAACAACCCCAGAUGAUGUAUCACAGGUCCCCCUUUGUUCCCCCUACCACUGGCUAUUACUACAAUCAUAGCCCUAGCCCUAACCCCUCCUACCCUUAUACUGAACCUAAUUACAGUGGCCAUAACUCUGCAGCAACCCACAUGUUCAGUGAUGAGAACACAAGUAGCUGUUCCGUUAUGUAAUAUAAAAUGUGUAGAGAAAAAAGUAUGUGUUGACUUCAAGUCCCCUUUGUUAGCGGAGUUGGUGGCUUUUUGACUGUCUUCUGUAUUGUGCUGUCUCGGAAUGGAUGGGUUAGGAUGGGAUGUGUGGGUGAAUCCUAUCAGUGUAUUAUGUAGUUCUUAAAGACGAAUGUUCAUUUUCUUUUUUUAAUUUUUAAUUUAUCUACUCUUCAGUUC
Molecule: messenger RNA, 1704 nt
Organism: Alnus glutinosa
Lineage: Eukaryota; Viridiplantae; Streptophyta; Magnoliopsida; Fagales; Betulaceae
Product: heavy metal-associated isoprenylated plant protein 37-like
Exons: 3
Coding region: 337-1491 (384 amino acids)
Molecular function (GO): metal ion binding
Source: RefSeq, a predicted model, not a curated record